This is a messenger RNA of Cavia porcellus (domestic guinea pig), 4076 nucleotides long. RefSeq names its product Rho GTPase activating protein 10 (gene Arhgap10). Gene Ontology annotation, cellular component: cytoplasm; cytosol. NCBI's taxonomy places the organism in Eukaryota, Metazoa, Chordata, Mammalia, Rodentia, Caviidae. The transcript is spliced from 23 exons. Bases 409 to 2769 code for a protein of 786 amino acids. Gene Ontology annotation, molecular function: protein binding; GTPase activator activity. The record is from RefSeq and is a predicted model, not a curated record. Gene Ontology annotation, biological process: cytoskeleton organization; negative regulation of apoptotic process; signal transduction.
CAGGCGCCCGGGGGUGGAGGAGAGCAGAGGGACGCAAUUCUAGAGCUAGGACGCCUCGGAAGGAAGAGGAGGGGCGACUGCGCGUGGGGAAGAGAAGGAAGAGGCGUCCGGGGAAGGGAAGGGAAAGAAAGGGAAGAGAAGGGUGAGCGGGACCGGCGGCGGAGAGGAGCGCGGGGCGAGUCCGAGCGCCCGGGCUGGGCGGCGGCGGCGUGGCUUGGCUGGUUUCGGGCGCCGCGCGGAUCGCUCGCUGCAGCCGCCGGCCCGGCGGGGAUGUGCGCGCCGCGCGCCCCGCGCUGCUAGCGCCUCCGGGCCUCCAGCCCGCGCCGGCACCCUGCACCUCGCACCUCGCACCUGGCCGCCGCCGCGAGCCCGCGUCGGGCUGGGCUGAACGCGCCGAUCGCCGCCGUCAUGGGGCUGCAGCCCCUGGAGUUCAGCGACUGCUACCUGGACAGCCCGUGGUUCCGGGAGCGGAUCCGUGCCCACGAAGCGGAGCUCGAGAGGACCAACAAGUUCAUCAAAGAGCUCAUUAAAGACGGGAAGAACCUCAUCGCUGCUACCAAAAGUCUCUCGGCAGCCCAGAGGAAGUUUGCUCAUUCACUCAGAGACUUCAAGUUCGAGUUCAUCGGUGAUGCGGAGACCGACGAUGAGCGCUGCAUAGAUGCCUCCUUACGUGAAUUUUCAAAUUUUUUGAAGAAUCUCGAAGAACAGAGAGAAAUUAUGGCAUUAAGUGUAACCGAAACCCUGAUUAAGCCUUUGGAAAAGUUCAGAAAAGAGCAGCUCGGAGCCGUAAAGGAAGAAAAAAAGAAAUUUGACAAAGAGACAGAGAAGAAUUACAGCCUAAUUGAUAAACAUUUGAAUCUAUCAGCCAAGAAGAAAGACUCACAUUUACAAGAGGCAGAUCUCCAGUUGGAGCAAAACCGGCAGCACUUUUACGAACUGUCCCUUGAAUAUGUCUGUAAGCUUCAGGAGAUACAAGAAAGAAAGAAGUUCGAGUUUGUGGAGCCUAUGCUGUCAUUUUUCCAGGGAAUGUUUACCUUUUAUCAUCAGGGCCAUGAACUUGCCAAAGACUUCAAUCACUACAAAAUGGAACUACAAAUCAACAUUCAGAAUACCCGAAAUCGAUUUGAAGGAACAAGAUCGGAAGUGGAAGAGCUCAUGAACAAAAUCAGACAGAACCCCAAGGACCACAAACGAGCAAGUCAGUUCACAGCAGAAGGCUACCUGUAUGUCCAGGAAAAAAGACCAGCUCCAUUUGGUUCCAGUUGGGUUAAACACUACUGCAUGUACAGGAAAGCGGCCAAGAAGUUCAAUAUCAUCCCGUUUGAGCACAGAUCUGGGGGGAAACUGGGGGAUGGAGAAGUGUUUUUCCUGAAAGAAUGUACCAAAAGGCACACGGACUCAAUCGACAGAAGGUUUUGUUUUGACAUAGAAGCUGCUGACCGGCCUGGCGUGUCCCUGACCAUGCAAGCGUUCUCGGAGGAGGAGCGGAGGCAGUGGCUAGAAGCUCUGGGUGGAAGAGAGGCUCUGUUCCAUAGUUUUAAUAAAGCCAUCAUCCCAAGGCCAGAAGGAAGUGCACAGUUGGAUGCAGUGGGAUUCACCAUUCUGAGAAAAUGCAUCAGUGCGGUUGAAACACGAGGUAUAAAUGACCAAGGAUUGUACAGAGUUGUGGGGGUGAGUUCAAAGGUCCAGAGACUUCUGAGUAUGUUGAUGGAUGUAAAAACUUGCAAUGAGUUGGACCUGGAGAAUUCUGUAGACUGGGAAGUGAAGACCAUAACAAGUGCCCUGAAACAGUAUUUGAGGAGUCUUCCAGAACCUCUCAUGACCUAUGAGCUACAUGGGGAUUUCAUUGUUCCAGCCAAAAGUGGCAGCCCAGAAUCUCGCGUCAAUGCUAUCCAUUUCUUGGUGCACAAACUGCCAGAGAAGAAUAAAGAAAUGUUGGAUAUUUUGGUGAAGCAUUUAACAAAUGUUUCCAGUCACUCCAAGCAGAAUCUAAUGACUGUGGCAAAUUUAGGCGUGGUGUUUGGACCAACACUGAUGAGGCCACAGGAAGAAACUGUCGCUGCCAUCAUGGAUCUGAAGUUUCAGAAUAUUGUCGUGGAAAUUCUAAUUGAAAACCAUGAAAAGAUUUUUCGGACCUCACCCGAUACCACAUUCCCCGAGUCCAUGUGCCUGUCCUCUUCACCCCCAAAUGCUCCACCAAGGCAAUCAAAGAGACAAGGACAGAGGAUGAAGAGACCUGUGGCCGUGUACAAUCUGUGUCUCGAGCUGGAAGAUGGUGAUGGUCCUAACUCUCCAAAGGAGGAUACCCCCACCAGCAGUCAGGACUCACUUUCUUCCCCAUCUCCUACCGCUGCAGCUGUGCAUGGGCUCCCUGCAUCAGACAGAAAUCACCUCCUGGCAGAUGGAGGAACCUGCGGGGACUUGGUAGCCACUACCCCAGGCCAGACUCGAUCAUCUAUGGCCCAGUGGCUUAACCCACAAUCUCCAACCACAUCAGGCCCCAACCCAGCUGUUCCAUCUCCUUCACCCAGUUCAUCUCCUUUUCCCACCUCUCCUGCUGCCAACAGAGCUGACAAGCCACCGGAAAGUGUCAUCAAUCGGAAAGCUCGAGCAGUGUACCCAUGUGAAGCAGAACAUAGCUCGGAAUUAUCUUUUGAAAUAGGAGCAAUUUUUGAGGAUGUACAAACCUCGAGGGAACCUGGUUGGCUCGAAGGGACUCUGAAUGGCAAGAGGGGUCUGAUUCCCCAGAAUUACGUCAAGCUGCUGUAGCCCCAGCCUCUAGGGCCCCACACAACCACCUGGGAGUGGCAUUUCACACCCUGCGACCACACUCGGGAAUCACCAGUCACCUGCCACACUCUAGGGCCUGGGAAUGGAUGGAACUUGCCGUGCAGAACUGCGUAGACAGGCGGAUGAGUAGGCAAGCAUCGGGUUCACAGAACGGAUUUUUCCUUUGUCAAGAACCAGGAUGUGGGGAGUUUUAAUCAUUCAUCCUGUGGAAGGAGAGAGAGGACAGCUGUCUGCCUCCUCCAUUGGCAGCCAUGCUGCCAGCUCCACGGAGGACCCCUCUCCUCCCUGCACCUGCUGCCGGGAUGUUAAAGGGAACUGUCCUUCCUGCUCUGGGCUGCGGGAGUGGGGAGCAGGCUGGGGCGCAGCUGUCUGCUCCUGCAGGGGUUGGUCUCAACCUUUCCAAGCCUGCUCCUUCCCGCACGGCUGCCUGGGGACCCCACACUUGCUCCACUGGCCCUGAGCACACCACGUAUUUAUAACAGGCUCCUCCUCGGGGCUCCUCACCUGAGUGCUAUUUGCCCACUGCCACCUUUUUACCCAAGAUCUCUCUGUAAAUGAAUAAAAUGUAAUUUACUGUUGGAUUUGUGUGGCCUCCUGUGAGAGCAGGGGCGGUAGGACUGAUUGCCCAGAAAUCGUUUGUGAUUCUGCAGUCCCUGGAUGGAAAGUCACGUUCACCUGGUGGUGGCUCACACGGGUUCACAGGUAGGACUUGCUGAUGGAGCCUUGCUCUCCUCCUCAGCGGGGUGUUCUGGGAGGCAGGGGCCAAGGUUCUCUCUGGUACGUGAGAAUCUAAGGUGCUGCCACUCUGCUGCACGACCCUUUCUCCCAGAGGCAGGCGGGACAGUAGCAGUGCUACAGCACAGUUAACUGGAGUUACCUGCAUUAGAAAUGCCCACUUCUGGCUGUGGCUGAAGGAUGAACUUAGGAAGGGGGACAGCAUGCCCCCCAUGUGUGGCACCACCAGUUGUCUUGCAGCUUGAGUGGACUAAAAAGGCAAAGGAGGAAGAAGUCUCACUUCUGGUGUUUUGGAGGAGCUAGUCUUCGCCAUCACCUUCUGAUGCCCUCACCGGCUUCCAGCAGAUUCUCCAGCUGUGCACACACCCUUCAGGCUGCCCAAUGUGGACUCCAGCAGGACUCUGCAGGGAGCUCCAGGUCUUCCAGCUUUGACUGGAUCGUUCCAGUCUGCAGCACACAGACGGCCCUUUCGGUUUCUUCCCACACCUGACUGCAGGGCAGCCACUGUUAGCCUGCCUUGUAAAUCAUAAAAAUAAAGAAAUAAAAACAUA